Molecule: messenger RNA, 1651 nt
Organism: Zingiber officinale
Lineage: Eukaryota; Viridiplantae; Streptophyta; Magnoliopsida; Zingiberales; Zingiberaceae
Product: protein RETICULATA-RELATED 1, chloroplastic-like
Exons: 8
Coding region: 77-1279 (400 amino acids)
Biological process (GO): plant organ development
Cellular component (GO): chloroplast inner membrane
Source: RefSeq, a predicted model, not a curated record
AACCGCUCGCCUCCGCAAGGGUUUUACUUCGCUGUUAACUUGACGUAGGCAAGCGAGCGGCUGGAAGGAGCUGGCAAUGGCGUUCUCCUCCUCCUCGACCUGCUCGAGAGCUUUCUACCACGAAUCUUCUUCCCUCAAUGCUGCCCGUUCCGGUUCGUUCGAGAUCAAGGGUAUGAGGAUCCAAUCCAACACCAAUCCCAGUCCACUCGGUCUUAGUUCUUCCAUCCCAAAAUCCCUCUUUGUGUCCCCUUUCAUGGCUCCUGGACGUAGUCUUUUCCAUCAGAUGAGGGAGUGGAGUUUCUUUUCGGCCCUUGAUCAUGGUAAUGGAGCCGGCGGCGACGAUGGACGACGAACUAGCGGAGGAGGUGGCGGCGAAGAAGGGGAUGCUGAUGAUAGUGAAGAGAAGGAAUUUGGACCAAUUAUGAAGUUUGAUGAGGUAAUUAGGGAAACGGAGGCUCGUGGCGUCAGCCUACCUCCUGAUAUGUUGGAGGCGGCGAAGCUUACAGGAAUACGGAGGGUUCUUCUCUUCAGAUACUUUGAAUUGGAGGCUGCGUGGUGGCCGCUUGGUGCUUCCAUUAGGAGUUGCUCCUUGCUUCGUUAUCGGAUGCUUGCUGACACAUCAUUUCUUUUUAAAGUGGCAACCGAGGUAAUUAUUGAUUCUUGUUGUGCAACUUUUGCGGAAGUUCAAAAGAGGGGGAAAGAUUUUUGGGCCGAGUUUGAGUUGUAUGCUGCGGACCUCUUGGUUGGGAUAGUCGUUGACAUUGCUCUAGUGGGAUUAUUGGCACCCUAUGUAAGGAUUGGACGGUCAUCUGCGGCAGCAGUGGGUUUUUGGGGAAACCUUAUGCGUGCCUCUGAAGCAUUGCCUAGCAGUGUUUUUGAGGCUGAAAGGCCGGGCUGCAAAUUUACAAUUCGACAACGCAUAGGGACAUAUUUUUAUAAGGGAGUUCUGUAUGGGUCAGUUGGAUUUGUUUGUGGUAUUAUAGGCCAAGGUAUUGCCAACUUAAUAAUGACGGCUAAGAGGAGUGUAAAGAAAUCAGAUGAAGAUAUACCAGUUCCACCUCUGGUCAAAAGUGCAGUUCUUUGGGGUGUCUUUCUGGCAAUAUCUUCCAAUACUCGUUAUCAGAUUAUUAAUGGACUAGAACGAGUUGUUGAGGCAUCACCAGUUGCCAAACGUGUGCCUCCUGUGGCUAUGGCUUUCACUAUUGGGGUCCGGUUUGCCAACAACAUCUACGGAGGCAUGCAAUUUGUCGACUGGGCUCGAUGGAGUGGUGUUCAAUGAGGAUCCAUAGGAUAUUGAUGUCGCAUUAUAAAAUUUGCUGUGUCGCGUUGCUGGAAUUGCUCGUUUGAUGCUGUUUAAUUUAGCGCGAUAAAACAACAUUGAUUCAGUUCAAAAGAAAAAGCAACUAGUCGACUUAAUCGUCAUCUAGCUAGAUAGUGCCGUCAAUGUGGUUGAAAAAAUUACAGUUUUUCUUAUAUUUUUCCUUGUAUUAACUGUGAAUGGUAGGAUUCCUAUUGAUCUUAUCCUGUUUUUAGAUUAUUCUAUUGACUAUUUCGAAAUUUCAAGAUUAUUCUUUAUUGAAAUGUAUUUAGUGCACUCAGUUCCUUCGGUUUCUUAUAUUGAACUCUAGAAGAUGCUUCAAUGUUCUAUGCA